CCGGGCCAAGGCAACGCUGACCACGCCCAGCACAUGACCACGCCCCACCACGUGACCUGACAUCUCGCCCUGCCCUUUUCGGUCUUUGCGCCAUAAUCUCCUCCCUCCCCCUCAGGCUCCGCCCCACAGCUUGUCCCAGGCCCCGCCCCUUUCCAUCUGAGGGGCGGCGGGAGGGGGCCUGGAGCAAGAUGGCGGUGAACCAGAGCCACACCGAGAACCGCCGUGGGGCCAUCAUUCCUGUUGGUGAAAGUGUCUUGAAGCAGAGUCCAGAUGUGGAACUCUCCUUCCCACAGCAUCCACAGAACUCCAACCUCUUUAGUGGUGUAAAGAGGGGAACGUUGUUUCUUAGUUCAUACCGGGUGAUUUUCGUGACUUCACGCUCAGUUAGUGAUCCCAUGCUGUCCUUUAUGAUGCCGUUUGAUCUGAUGAAGAACUGCACUGUUGAACAACCACUCUUUAAUGCCAACUACAUUCAAGGGACUGUUCAUGCAGCUCUAGAUGGUGGCUGGGAAGGACAGGCUACUUUUAAAUUAGUCUUCAAAAAAGGAGGUGCCAUUGAAUUUGCUGAGUUGCUGAUACAAGCUGCCGCUGCUGCUGCCCGGGGAACUCCACUUCGAAUUAUGAAUUACUGGAUCUCCACUCCAGGAAUUUAUGUUAUUACUGGAGAGGGAAACAUGUGCACUCAACAGACACCUUGUCAAGUUUUGGUUUAUGGAGGCCCCCAGUCAGGGUAUGGAGCCCCUCCUGCAGGAUAUGGAGCCCCCUCUGCAGGAUAUGGAGCCCCUCCUAUGGCAUAUGGAGCCAUUCCUGUAGGAUAUGGAGCUCCCCCUCCAGGAUAUGGAGCCCCCCCUCCAGGAUAUGGAGCCCUCCCUCCAGGAUAUGGAGCCCUCCCUCCAGGAUAUGGAGCCCCCCCUCCAGGAUAUGGAGUCCCACCUCCUGGAUAUGGAGUCCCACCUCCUGGAUAUGAAGACCCAUCUUCGAGAAGUUCAAGACCUGUAGUCCCCCCUUCUAGAUCCCCAGCUCCACAUGCUGGAUCUGGAGUCCAGAAUCCCAAAACUGUAACAGCACAGACUCCUGGACAUGAAGCUGCUUCUCCCUCUACCUCAGCUUCUGCGGCCUAUUCUCUCACUUCUAAAAUGUAAACCUUGACUACUUAUCAAGCAAAGCAGCACCCUAACAUUGAAGUCAAAAUAAGGGAGAGGAUGCAGGUAUACUGAUAACAGGCCUAUACUCCUUGAAAGGGCAAUCAUAAGGUAAGGCUAGGCUUUAUUUCUAUGCCUAUAUUUUAUAUUUUUAAACUAACUACUUAAUUGUUAUUAUUAUUGCAGUUCUGGGCAUUGAAUCUAGGACCUCGUACAUCUUGCACAUGCUAGCCUCUCGUGACUUUCUCUUGCUCUCCAAUUUGGGGAGCCUGAGGCUGAGAGAGGAGAAACAUCCUAAAGCUUGUUUAAAGAUUUAUAGAUAUUGAGUGACUCCGAACAGGAAGAGGACGAAAAAAAAUAACUGUCAGCCACACCGAGUCAAACUGGACCCGCUGCUACCAUGAACAGCAAAGGUCAGUAUCCAAUGCAGCCAGCCUACCCAGUGCAGCCUCCUGGGAAUUGGUACACCCUCAGACCUUACAUCUUCCUCAGGCUCCUUCCUGUGCUGAUGCUCCACCUGCUCACUCAGAGCUCUGUCUUCCGGGCUUUGUGCACCCAGGGGCCACCACAUUCCCUACCAUGUCAGCUGCAUCCCUGGCACCUCUCUGUAUCUUCCCAUGGCCCAGUCCGUGGCUGUUGGGCCUUUAGGUUCCACAGUCCCUAUGGCUUAUUAUCCAUUGCAGCUGUCUGGAGUUGCUAAACCUUAAAGCUCUUUCUAACAGUGAAGAGAAGUUAAAGCUCUUCUUCCCAUUCCAGAGAAAAAGAACUUCAAUUCCAAUUUACAGAGAAUGGGAGACCUUCUUGAAAAAGAUAUAUGAUGGACUGGGAUUGUGGCUCAGUGGUAGAGCACUCUCAUGUGGGAGGCACUGGGUUCAAUCCUCAGCACCAUAAAACAAUAAAUAAAUAAAAGUAUUGUGUCCAUCUACAAGUAAAAAAAUAUUUUUAAAAAGAAUACAUAUGGUAAUAUGGAAAGUAGCUGCUGCUAUCACUCUGAAAGUAUUGUCACAGAGUCAUGGGUCUAGGCGGCUGGAAUGUCAAUAGCAUGGAGACUGCCACUUUGCCUAGGUAACUGGACAGAGGAGAAGGGAAAACAUAGCUAUAACCCUUUCUCAAAGCUCCAAACAGGGAAUCCAGACCAUGCUACAUAUUGAACACAGGCCACAGAUCUGACUCUUUCUCCAAAGUUUUUACAGGAAAUUGAUGAUAUAUUUUUCUUAUAAAAAUGUUUCUUCUUACUUCCAAACCACUGUACAUGGGCAAAAAUGACAAAAGAGGAAGAAAGGAGAGAAUCUUUGAACUAGAGCAGGAAUAAGGUUCCCCAUGUUCAACUUUUCAGUGUCUGCUGGAAUGUGACGGUGAGUUGGGAACAGGGUGUGACCUCUUUUAUACCUUAAUAGUUCUCUAAAUAACUGAUAUUUUGCAAACAUAUAGGGACUUGAAAUCUAAAAAGGUAAAAAUUCAACUUUACUCCUCUUCCUUCCAGUAGAUUUGAGGUAAGGUCCGAUUAUCUAGAAAGUGUAGCAGGCCUGAGUCUCCUGAGAGUGGGAGACUUUACUUUCAUGUUCUCUUCUGCUAAAGGUGCCUGUUCACCUGGUCCACCAAGCUGCUAUUUUUCCACCAAGCUGGCUAUUUGGGACCAAGCAGAACCAAGUUUGGUUCCACAUGGUGCUGUGUGGCAUACCUACUGUUAGCUCUCACUGCCUGGUACAAUUAUUUCCAAAAGAUUGAGUCAGAUUCUUUCUAUAAGAGGUAUUUUUUAUGAGAAGUGCUUUGUGUCCUGUGUAUUCAAAGGGACUGUUCUGUUUAGAACAAACUCAGUGAGAAUUUAGCUGGGCCUGCUACAGUCUCAAAGUACUCAUUGGGUCCUUAUGACACCCACUGAUAUUUUGGGUACUUUCUUUCUUUCUUUUUUUUUAUACAUUUACUUUAUUUAUUUAUUUUUAUGUGGUGCUGAGGAUUGAGUCCAGUGCCUUACAUAUGCUAGGCAAGCGCUCUACCACUGAGCCACAACUCCAGCCCCUGGGUACUUUAUUUUUGUGCUUGUGGAUUCCACUCUUCUUCCUAACUCUUCCCUGGCUGUGAUACAGAAACUGCUCUAUUGUCUACUCUGUCUCCUCAUUUUGUAUUAGAAAUACAGAGAUGGAAAGAAGGCAUUUUAGUCCUAGAGUGGACCCAAAACAUGAACCCCCAAAUACUCCUUUCGUGAGUGCAUGCCCACCACCAGCCUGUUAACCAGAACUUUUCUUUCUCAACAAUGAGGAAUCAGGGAAAAUGUAUAGCUGGUGUGAUUUUUUUCAAUCCGUAGAACACUAGGUGAAGAAAGAAAUAUUUCAUGUCUGUUUUCCUUAAAUUUAAUUCUGUUACCAGGACCCCUCCCAUCAUCUACCUAGUUGGUGGGUUCCUCACAAAUUCCAAGAUUAUGCAAAAGUAUCCAGAUUUUAUGUGGUGUCAAGUUGCUGAGAAGGCGCUGCCAGUCAUCACAAUACUUCUGAAACAGCACUGUCUAGUCUGACAGUCCCAUCAAGAGAGUGUGGCAUUUUCCUUGUUACCCCAGAAUCUUGGGUGGAGUUGUAACCUAAGAUUAUGAAUAGUUGUAACUCUAUGCACCAUGUUGCCCCUGAGGACUGUGGAGCAGGAGCCCAACGCCUACUCCUUGAGAGACUCAUAAUUCCUUCCCCCACCUCCCAGAUUUUCAUUUCCCUGCUAUCCUCUUUGCAUCCCCUCUACUUUUUGAGCAUUGGUCUUAAUCCUAAUCUCAGGAUUUGAGUUUCCACAAAAGCUAAUAUCCCUUUUCUUCACAUUUGGUUUGAUUUUCCUUGUCUGGUGCCUGGCUGCUUGCUUGAAAAUCUUGUAUGGGAGGAUUCAAGAUGGCGGAUUAGAGGAAAGAUGCUUUCCUAGUUUCUCCAUGGCUCGGGAUUCAAGAAGCAAGAGUACUGCUUCUCAGUGAGACCUCCCUCAGUUGCUGAGGCUAGCCUUGAACUUGCAAUCCUCCUGCCUCAACCUCCUGAGUCACUGGGACGGCAGCGUGGGCCACUUCACCCAGCUAUUUAUUUUCUUAAUAUGAUGUAUUACAUUUUCAUAUGUUGAACGAAUUUUAAAAUCCUAUGAUAAAUCCCACUUGAGCAUGAUGUAUAAUCCUUUUUUGUAUGUUGGUACUUUUAAGUUUGGUGUCCGUAUUCAUAAGGCGUACUGGUAUGCAGCUUUCUUAUAAUGUCUUUUUCUGAUUUUGGUAUUGAGACAAUACUUGCCUCAUAUGAUGAUUUAGGAAAUGUUCCCUUCGCUUCUAUUUUUUGGGAAGCAUUUGUGAAGGAUUGGGUUAAUUAUUCUGUAAACGUUGGAUAGAAACCAGGCACAUUAGUGUACUUGUAAUCCCAACUACUUAAGAGGCUGAGGCAGGAGGAUUGGAAGUUCAAUGCCAGAUUCAGCAAUUCAGGGAGACCCUAACUUAAAUAUUUAAAAGGGCUGAGAAUGUAUCUCAGUGGUAGAGCACUUGCCUACCAUGUGUAAGGCCCUGGGUUUCAUCCCCAGUACCACAAGCCAACAAAACACUUGGGAAAACACAUUGAAUAGAAUUCACAAGUGAAGCCAUUUGUUCCUGGGCUUUUCUUUGUAGUGAUUUUUUUUUUUUUUGUAGUGGUGAUUGAACCCAGGGGUGCUUAACCAUGGACUUACAUCCACAGUCCCUCUCACUAAGUUACUGAGGCUGGGUCUGGAACUUGUGAUCCUUCUGCCUCAGCCUCCAAAGUUGCUGGGAUUGCAGGCCUGUGCCACUGUGCCGUUUGUAGUAACUUUUUGGUUACUUAAUCUCUUUAUUGAUUUAGGAUUUUCUAUUUCUUCUUGAAUCAGAUUUGGUAGCUGGUUGUUUCUAGGAGUUUUUUCCAUCUAGGUUAUCUUAUUUGUUGAAAUACAGUUGUUCAUAGUGCUCUUUCAUAAUCCUUCCUAUUUCUGUAAAGUCAGAAAUAACACCACCUCUUUCACUUUUCAUUUUGGAAAUAUGAAACUUCAUUUUCUCUCUCUGUUUUUGUUUUUGGUACUGGGGACAGAAUUUAAGGGCACUUUAUUACUGAGCUAUGUCCCCAGCCCUUUUUAUUUUGAGACAGGGUUUCCCUAAAUUGGCCUUGAACUUAUGAUCCUCCUGUCUCACCCUCCCAAGUUGCUGGGAUUACAGGCAUGCACCACAACACCUGGCUCUUUCUGAUUUCUUCAGGUGGAAUGUUCAGUUACUGAUUUGAACAUUUUUUGGCAAUGAACAAAGACCUUUAUUAUUCUUGCUCCUUACCUUGAAUGUCCACAUGACAGAUAUUUUUCUCCUCUCUCUUUGUAUUCAGUCCUUUAUGGAUAUGGAUGAUCUAGGGAAGAGUGAGGAUGACUCACUCCAAGAUCUCUUUUUUUAUUAAGAUCUCUUUAUUAUCUUUUUAAAAAUUUUAUUUUUUGUUGUAGUUGGACACAAUACCUAUUGUUUAUUAAUUUAUUUUUAUGUGGUGCUGAGAAUCAAACCCAGUGCCUCAUACAUACUAGGCAAGUGCUCUACCACUGAGCCCCAGCCCCAGCCCUCUUUAUUAUCUUUUUUUUUUUUAAUCACUCUAGCCAAGUGAUUAUUUAGGUAAAGAUGGUGGAAAAGUUUGGAUAACACUGAAUAAGAGAAAAGGUAUUAAUAUUACAUUAUUUUGCAUUAAGUCUGGAAAAAAGAAGGAAGUAGAACAAGAACUACUUGUAUGUAGUAGACAUUUAACUGACAGGCACAAUCGCAGUAGACAUUCUUAAUAACACCCAGUUUCAUCCUUCUUCAUUCCACCUCUUAGGUUGAAAAUGUGCACAGCUGAAUUAGAUUCACCUUUUACUUUGUGUGUCUUUUUGCAUUUCUGGGGAAUGUUGCUGUCCUAUUGUGAUUGAGACUGAGCAUAAUGUCUUUGAGACUAUAUACUACUUCCUGGCAUGUUGAUUUUUUGUUGGACAUAUUAAAUUCUAUUGACCUAUUUAUCUGAUGGCCUUUCCACAGCCACCAUCACUAAAAUGUUGGGCAUCUUCUGAUUCAGUUUUGGGUUAGGGAUGGGAAAUAUAUAUGAAUAUAUUUUAAUAUGUGUGUAUGUAUAGUAUCAAACCCUAUGUAUACUAUGUUUUCCCUAUACAUACAUACAUACACACACACAUACAUACACACACACAUACACACACACAUACAUACACACACACAUACACACACACACACACACACAUAUAUAUAUAUAUAUAUAUAUAUAUAUAAAAUUUGUAGUAAAAAUCAUAUAAAAUGUGCCCUCUUAAGUGUUUUAAGUUUACAGUUCAGUAGUGUUUACUAUAUCCACAUUGUUGUGUAACAAAUCUCUAGAACCUUUUCAUUUAACAAAACUGAAACUUGGUACUUAUUCAGUGACUCCCCAUUCAUCUUUCCCUCCAGGCCCUGGAAACUAUCAUUCUACUUUUCUUUUUGUAUGAGUUUGAGUAUUUUAGAUACCUUAUAAAAAUGCAAUCAUGUAACUAGCUCAUUCCAUUUAUGAUAAUGUCCUCCAAGCUUAUCAAUAUUAUUAUAUGUGGCAUUAUUUCAUUUUUUAUAAAGGCUGAAUAAUGUUCUGUUGAUCCUUGUGGAUGUCUGAAAGUACGGAUAGUACCAACCCUAUGUAUACUAUGUUUUUCCUAUUCAUACAUAUUUAUAAUUUCUAAAUUAAACUUCAGAAAUUAGGCAUAGUAAUAAAUUAAAAAUAAUAACCAACUAUAGAAGAGAAAAAUAUAACAAUAUCCUGUAUAUAAUUAUUUAAAACUUAUAAAAUGUUUAUUUUAGGAAUUUUCCAUUUAAUAUUUUUGAAUCACCAUUGACUGUAAGUAACUGAAACUGCAAAAAAGUGAAAUCAUGGAUGGGGGUACUGGGCAUAUAUACCACAUUUUCUUCAGGCAGUCCUCCACGAGUGGCAUUUGGAUUGUUUCCAUCUCUUGGCUGUUGUAAUGCUGUAAUAACAUAAGUGAAAGAUCUCUUUUUUUAAAUGUAUUUUUAUUGGACACAAUGCCUUUAUUUUAUUUAUUUUUAUGUGGUGUUGAGGAUCGAACCCAGCGCCUCACACAUGCUAGACAAGCGCUCUACUACUGAGCCACAACCCCAGCCCCAAGAUCUCUUUUUUUAAACCAACUUGUUGAGAUAUAAUUCACAUACCAUACAGUUCACCCAUUUAAUAUGUACAAUUCAUUGGUUUUUAGGAUAUGGAAAGAUAUGUGCAACCAUUAAUUCUAGAACAUUUCCUCCACCUCAGAAAGAAACCUACUUUGUCUAUUUUGUCUGUCAUUGCUCAUCCCGAUCCUCCCCACCCAGCUCUGAGCAACCACUAAUUUGCUCUCUCUAAAAAUUUCUCUGAGACUUUCCUAUAAAUGAAAUAAUAUAUGACCUUUUGUGGCUGGCUUUUUUUCACUUAACACAGUGGGUUUUUCUUUGUUAGUUUAGGAGAUGGUGUUUCACUGUGUAGCCCAGGCUGGCUCAAACUCCUGGGCUUAAGGGGACCCUCAGCCUCAGCCUCAGGGUAGCUGGAUACAGGUGUGUGCUAUCACGUUUUGGUGGCAUCAUGCAUCCAUGAGGUCACAUACAUGUAUUAUUGUUUCACUUCUUUUUGUCCCUGAAUAAUAUCCCAUUGUAUGGAUACAACAUAUUUUUUCUUCUUGGUCUGGGGGAAGAAACCCAGCCCACACACAUGCCAGGCAAGCUCUCUACCAUUAAGCUAUACUCCUAAUCCUUACAUUUAAAAUAAUCCAUUCAUCAAUUGGUAAAUAUUUGUUUCCCACCUUUUGAAUAUUUAUGAAUAAUGCUACUUAAGAUUCACAGUACAUAUGUUUUUUUUUUUUUUUUUUCUGUUUUGUUACUGGGAUUAAACCUUGAGACAUUCUACUGAGCAGCAUCCCCAGCCCUUUUAAAUUUUGAUACAGGGUCUCACUGAGUUUCCCAGGCUGAUCUCAAACUUGUAAUCUUCCUGCUGCAGCCUCUCCAGUUGCUGGGAUUAUAGGCAUGCACCGCCAAGCCUGGACUGUUUUCGUUUCUUUAGCAAUGGAAUCGCUGGGACAAGUGUUUAAUUAUUUAUCAUUUGAGGAGCUGCCAGACCAUUUUCCACAGCAGCUGCCCCAUUUCAUAUUCCUAGCAGCAGUCUAUGAUAGUUCAAAUUUCUCCAAUUUUCUCCAACCCUUACUUUUUAAAUUCUAGUGACCUUUUUGUGUGUGCAGUGGUAUCUCAUUGUGGGUUCUAUUUGCCUUUCCCUAAUGGCUAGUGAUGUUGAAUUUUCUGAGUUGAACAUUGUCCAUUUACAUGUCUUCCUUUGAGGAAGAUCCAUUCAGAUCCUUUGCUUUUUUUUUUUUUUUUUUCCCCAGUGCACAGAUUGGACCCAGGGCCUUAUGCAUGAUCAGCAAGCACUUUUACCACUGAGCUACACCCCAGCCCCUGAUCAUUUUAAAUAGGGUUAUUUGCCUUUUAUUAUUGAGUUGUGAGUUUUUAAUGUAUUUUAGAUAAAAGUUCCUUAACAGAUAUAUGAAUUGUAGACAUUUUCUCCCAUUUUGAGGGUUGUUUUUCCAUUCUUUCUCUCUCUAGGCAUUUACAGUUAUAAAUUUUCCUCUAAUCACUGCUUUAGAUACAUCCAUGUUCUGAUACAUUAUUUUAGUAUGUUAUAUACUCACUUGUAUACAUCUUCAAAUUUAUAUGAUUUCUAAUUUCCCUUACAUUUUUGCUUUGAUUCAUUGGUUAUCUGGGAGUGUUGUUCAAUUUCUACAUAUUUGUGAAUUCCUAAAAUGUCUUUGUUAUUGAUCUCUAUUUUCAUGCCAUUGUGGUGAAAGAACACGUUUGUAUAAUUUCAGGCUUUUAAAAUGUAUUGAUUCUUAUUUUAUGAUUUAACAUAUGGUCUGUCAUGGAGAAUGUUUGCACUUGAGAAGUUACUGUAUUCUGCUGUUGUUGGGUGAAAUGUUCUGUAGGUGUCUGCUAGGGAUAGAUGAUUUAUAGUGUUAAAUCUUCUCUUGCUGAACUUCUGUCUAGUUCUAGGCAUUAUUGAUAGCAGCAUGGCCUUGAACAGUUAUUGUGGUUUUGUGGAAGUAUUUAACUUUAUUUUAACUGAUACAUAAAAACUUAAAAAUUGAAUGUAUUUGUGAGAUACUGCAUAAUGUUUUGAUACAUGUAUACAUUGUAUAAUGUUUAAAUCAAAUUAAACAUAUUUCUUCAAAACA
Messenger RNA from Marmota monax (woodchuck), 9344 nucleotides. It is a transcript of the gene Wbp2nl, whose product is annotated as WBP2 N-terminal like. The transcript has 9 exons. The coding region runs from base 189 to 1142 and encodes 317 amino acids. Gene Ontology annotation, molecular function: transcription coactivator activity; chromatin DNA binding. Gene Ontology annotation, cellular component: nucleus. Gene Ontology annotation, biological process: positive regulation of DNA-templated transcription. The record is from RefSeq and is a predicted model, not a curated record. NCBI's taxonomy places the organism in Eukaryota, Metazoa, Chordata, Mammalia, Rodentia, Sciuridae.